Messenger RNA from Closterium sp. NIES-67, 3628 nucleotides. The record is from the annotation of a GenBank genome assembly. NCBI's taxonomy places the organism in Eukaryota, Viridiplantae, Streptophyta, Zygnematophyceae, Desmidiales, Closteriaceae.
UGAAUUGUUCCAUAGAUUUUCCUCCAUCCCCGUCUCAUAAUCGCGGGCGCCUCUUUUAUUGCUCAUACCCUCUCCUCGUUGUUGUCACCCCGCUGUUGAUAGGUAUUGCAAAUCUUUAAGAAGAGCUAUUCUUUGAACCAUGUCGUCAGGUUCCGGAGACGCCGGCAGUUGGCGCGGUAGGGGUCGCAGAGGCGGGCAGGAGGUGAGAGGGAGGGGCAGAGGGCCUCCUGGAGGGCGCGGGGGCUAUCCGCCAGAAGGGGAAGGCCGAGGACAGGGCGACCGCGUUGGCGGGAGAGGCCGUAGCUUCGGCGGAGGGGGUCGAGGAGGAGGGGGGCGUGGGCCGCCUGCGUACGAGCAGCAUCCGCCCGCCUCGCAGCCCGGCUACUAUGAGCCGCCUCCUGCUGCGUACGCGCCUCAGGGGCCCUAUGCUGCUGGCCCGCCGCCUCCCGCUGCUCCGCGCCCAGCUGCUCCGCCGUCCCUCCCACCUCCCUCACCCGCCCCACCGCCACCCGCAGCAGCGUCCACGGAGGCCGCUGUCGCACAGCUCACCGGACUCUCGUUUUCGCGCCCCUCCGGCCUUGACGCCCCGUUUCCGCGGCGCCCCGACCGAGGGGGGACGGUCGGACAGAUUAUGAAAAUUCGAGUCAACCACUUCCCGCUUCAAAUUGCAGAUUUGGAAAUCUUCCACUAUGACGUUGUUAUUUCGCCAGACAUUACCAUCAAGCGAAUUAACCGCGAAGUCAUUCGCGAGUUGUCGCGCGCGUACCAUUCGUCGCACCUGGGCAAUCGGCUGCUGGCGUUCGACGGCGUGAAGAACGCGUACACGGCGGCGCCGCUGCCGUUUGAGUCGCAGGAGUUCGAGGUGUCUCUGCCGGACGACCGCCCAGCCCCCGCGGCAGGGGAAGCGCAACCGCGUCGUCCGCGCGACCGGUCGUUCAAGGUGGUGCUGCGGCUGGCGGGGCGCGCGAGCGUGUCGCAGCUGAUGGAGUUCCUGGCGGGGCGGCAGGCGGAGGUGCCGCAGGAGGUGCUGCAGGCCAUCGACAUCGUGCUCCGGGAGCAGCCCACCCGCAUGUACGUGCCGGUGGCGCGGUCCUUCUUCAGCCCGGACCUGGGGCCGCGCGCGUCCAUCGGCAACGGCGUGGAGGCGUGGAAGGGGUUCUAUCAGAGCGUGCGCCCCACGCAGAUGGGCCUCACGCUCAACCUCGACAUGGCGGCCACAGCGUUCCUGGAGGCGGUCAUGCUGCCGGACUUCGUGCAGCGCCUGCUCAACCGCCACUCCCUGCACCAACCGCUCUCCGAUGCCGAGCGCGUUCAGCUGCGCAAGGGGCUCAAGGGAGUGCGCAUAGAGGUGACGCACCGCGGGCAGAUGCGCCGCAAGUACCGCAUCUCGGGCCUCACCACGCAGCCACUGCACGCACUCACCUUCCCCCUGACGACGCCGGACGGGCAGCAGCAGGUGGUGACGGUGGAGGCGUAUUUCCGGCAGCACUACAGCCUGGCGCUGCAGCUGCGCAACAUGCCGUGCGUCACCACGGGGCAGGGCGACCGCAUCAACUACCUCCCGCUCGAGGUGUGCCGCAUAGUGGAGGGGCAGCGCCACAACAAGAAACUGAACGAGGUGCAGACCAGCCAGAUCCUCGUGCACGCCGCGCGCAAACCCUUCCAGCGGGAGAGCGAGAUCAACCAGACGGUGCGCCACAACGCGUAUGACCGCGACCCCUUCGCCAACGAGUUUGGCAUCCGCGUGUCGCCGCAGAUGGCCACCGUCAACGCGCGCGUGCUGCCCACGCCCACGCUCAAGUACUCCGACUCGGGUGGCGAGCGCACGGUGGUGCCUCAAGUGGGCGCGUGGAACAUGAUGAACAAGCGAGUGCUCACGGGGGCGGUGGUGCGUCGCUGGUCGUUGGUGAAUCUCAGUCGCCUGCCGCGCCCAGCAGCAGAGCAGUUUGCACGGGACCUGGCGCACAUGUGCAACAUCACUGGCUUGCAAAUGGAGCAGCGCAUGUGUGUGCCGAUGGCGGGGGGCCACCCGGCGCAGAUGGAGGCCAUUCUGCGCAACCUGGCGCGCCAGCUGACACCUCCGCAGCAGGCCAUGCCGGACGUGGACAUUGUGAUCUGCAUCCUCAACGAGGGCAACGGCCCGCUCUAUGGCAAUCUGAAGCGGCUGUGUGAGACUGAGCUGGGCAUCGUCACGCAGUGCUGCCUGGCGAACAAGCUUGGCAAAGGCAAGCAGUACCUGGCGAACGUGGCGCUCAAGAUCAACGCCAAGGUGGGUGGGCGCAACACGGCGCUGGUGGACUCCAUCCAGCGGCAGAUCCCCCUGGUGUGCCAGGAGCACACCAUCCUCUUCGGCGCUGAUGUCACGCACCCCGCUCCAGGGGAGGACAACAGCCCCUCCAUCGCCGCCGUGGUGGCAUCCAUGGACUGGCCGGAGAUGGCGCGGUACCGCGCGCUGGUGAGCGCGCAGGCGCACCGCCUGGAGAUCAUCCAGAACCUCUACACGUGCACGCAGGACAGCAGCGGCAUGCUGCAGCACGGCGGCAUGGUCAGGGAGCUGCUGAUCAGCUUCUACCGCUCCACGGGCCACAAGCCCCAGCGUGUCGUCAUGUACAGGGACGGAGUGAGCGACGGGCAGUUUGCAGCGGUGAAGGAGUACGAGGUGGCGGCCAUCAAGAAGGCAUGUGCAUCCUUGGAGGAGAGCUACCAGCCGCGGGUGACCUUUGCGGUGGUGCAGAAGCGCCACCACACGCGCUUCUUCCCCUUCGACUCGCGCAACCGCAGCACCACGGACCGCAGCGGCAACGCACUGCCGGGAACGGUGAUCGACACUGGCAUCUGCCACCCUACCGAGUUCGAUUUCUACCUGCUCAGCCACUCCGGCAUACAGGGCACGUCGCGCCCCACGCACUACCACGUGGUGCAUGAUGAGAACGGCUUUGACUCCAACACGCUGCAGCGCAUGACGUACUCCAUGGCUUACACCUAUGCUCGCUGCACUCGUGCGGUGUCUGUUGUGCCCCCUGCCUAUUACGCGCACAUUGUGGCCUUCCGUGCACGCUUUUACAUGGACGCCGACCAGUUCUCCGACUCCGGCUCGCAGUCCACCGCCUUUGAGCCCGCCCCUGCUGCCGUGCCGCCCUCCACGGUCACGGGCACGUCCGCCACCACGGGGGAGAGCUCUGGCAGUCGUAGCAGCCGCAGUGCGGGCGAAGUAGUGGUGCGCCCGCUGCCGCCCCUGCAGGGCCGUGUGAAGGAGCACAUGUUCUUCUGCUGAGGGCGCAGUGGGCACGCCAUGCACGGAGGUUUCAAUGCCUGCCGCAUGCAUGUUUCUGUCGCAUGCUGGCUUCCUGUCGGCUCAUGCUUCUGGGCGUGGAUGCUUCCUGUCAGCACAUUCUCUCACAUUCUUGUGCUUGCUUGUUCUUUCCCCCUGCUUGCCACAUGUUCUAAGAAACCGAAGUGGUCUUUGGCACUGCUGGUCGUGAAGCCUACGAUAGCAUCGUGGCUUUUGUAAAAAGAGCAUGCCAGGACCUUGUCAUAGCUUUGAACGAUUGUUCUUCGCAAGGAUGGAGAACCACUAGCAUUUUGUCCUUGUUUUAAUCUUCGAAGUUGUAGUUUCACGCUACUGCUU